UAUUCUACUGUUUUAUAACAUAUACAAAGUUUCAGAAUUUUGACUCAAAGCAGGGAGAAGGAAAAAUUCUCCACCAGAAAUAGAAUAGGACAAAAGAAAACAGUAGAAAUAUGAUAAGCGGUUAGAGAGAAAGAAAGAAACAGAGAAAAUAUCUGUCAAAUAAUUGAACAAUCGGCUACUCGGAAAACCAAUGGUGUUAAGCAGCCUUCAAUUUAAGCUUACAGAACUAAGUUGUGAUUAUAAAUAUAGAAAACGCAUUCAGAUUCAUCCAGCAAAUUCAUCAUAUCAUAUCAUAUCCUUCAUUAAAGUGAGAAAAAAACAUGGGCGAGAGAAACAGUGGAAGCAAAAGCAGCAAGUGGAGUUUGGAGGGAAUGACAGCACUGGUCACAGGUGGAUCCAAAGGAAUCGGGUAUGCUAUCGUGGAGGAGUUGGCACAGCUUGGGGCCACUGUACACACUUGUUCUCGUAACGAAGCUGAACUCAAUGAAUCCUUGAACGAAUGGACUACAAAAGGAUACAGAGUAACCGGUUCGGUCUGUGACGUGGCCUCUCGUAUAGACAGAGAAGAGCUGAUAGCUAGAGUCUCCUCUCAGUUCAAUGGAAAACUCAAUAUCCUUGUAAACAAUGUGGGAACAAACAUACAGAAGCAGACCCUGGAUUUUACAGCAGAAGAUUUCGCAUUUCUGAUCAAUACGAAUCUUGAAUCUUGUUUCCACUUAAGCCAGCUUGCACAUCCUCUCCUAAAAGCUUCAGAAGCUGCAAGUAUCAUUUUCAUAUCCGCGGUUGCUAGUUUUAUAGCUACAAAUUUGGUAUCUGUUAUUUAUAGUGCAACAAAAGUUGCAAUGAACCAAGUGACAAAAAAUCUGGCAUGUGAAUGGGCCAAAGACAACAUAAGGACCAAUUGUGUUGCACCAGGGCCAAUCAGAACCCCUCUCGGGGAUAAGCACUUUAAAGAGGAAACAAUUAGGAAUGCUGUAAUUUCUCAAACCCCUCUGGGACGUAUUGGAGAGGCAGAGGAGGUGUCUUCGUUGGUGGCAUUUCUGUGCUCGCCUGCAGCCUCUUACAUCACAGGACAGAUCAUUUGUGUUGAUGGCGGCUACGCUGUUAAGGGCUUCCAUAUCUAGCCUUGUUUUCACAUUUUCUGUGCUAUGUCAGUUACACUCUCAUUGUUUUUGUUUUUGUGCUAUGUUACGAGUAAGUUAACAGAGUGAACUUUCAUAGGUUAUGGAUGUAUUUGAAUUCACAAUAAGUUGCGAGUGACUCUCACUGUGAGAGUAUAUCAUGUUAAAUGUAUUUUGGAAUGUGUGAUGUUUAUUGUUCGAUAGAAAUAAAACUCAGGCUUGUUUUCACCUUGAAACUCAAACUUCAAAGACAAAUUAUCAUGUUAAAAAUUAGGAAGAGGAUUAUUUGA
Messenger RNA from Vigna radiata var. radiata (mung bean), 1411 nucleotides. RefSeq names its product tropinone reductase. The transcript has 5 exons. Gene Ontology annotation, molecular function: oxidoreductase activity. The record is from RefSeq and is a predicted model, not a curated record. Bases 321 to 1124 code for a protein of 267 amino acids. NCBI's taxonomy places the organism in Eukaryota, Viridiplantae, Streptophyta, Magnoliopsida, Fabales, Fabaceae.